CCUAUUCCUGGUACUUGUUCCUUCACUAUGUUUCUUGGGACAAAUAUCUCCGUUGCUUUUCUCUGCUUCAGUUUCUCCGAGUUUUCUGAAGUCGGUGUUGUCGUCAUCUGAAUCAUACUUCUGGGAUUCAUCGGCCUUGAGUUCAGUGCGCACACCUGAACGAAGCUGCCAUGAGUUUGAACACCGUGUUGCUGCUGUUUAAAGGCCUGUGGGGGGCAUGGGGGAUUCAGUUGUUGUUCACCUUAAGCUUUGCCUGUGAGAUUGUUCUCGCAAUAUUAGGCAGCCGUCGGAAAUAUUUGACAUCGAAUUUAGCUAGAUUCGUCAUAUGGGCCACAUACUUGCUCCUUUCUUACUAUGCAACAUUGGCGCUGGGCAAGCUUACUGUGGUCCGCAUUGACGAUCCUGAGAAUCCAGGUUAUGACGUGGUGUUGGACGGUCUAUUGGCCCCAUUGCUUCUGAUGCAACUCGGUUACGCAGACGGCAUGACGGCCUAUGCGGUGGAAGAUAACCGGCUAGGAUUGAGACAGAUGCUCAACAUCGGGGUUACGGCUAUCUUAGUGCUUUGGAUUCUCAUUCGAUGUGGGCGCGGCUUGUCCCCCGUCUCAUGGCUGUUGUACUUCCUCUUGUUCAUGGUUGGAAUUGGGAAGUCGGUCGAGUGGGUCCGGGCUCUCCAGUCUGUGUAUGAUGAGAACUGGAGCGUAACCGCUGAGGACAUCAAUGAAGAAACCGAGAUUCAGAGAAAGUUCGAUGAGUUCCCCGAGGACGACAAGUUUGCCUCUGCAAAGGACAUCUUGAAGGCCUACUUUCGGUUCGAAUGUCUGAAGCCCCACCUCGUGACCAGGCUCUACCACCCUCUGUUCAUAUCCCGCGACUGGAUGUCCAUCGAUGAUUACCCUGCCAUUCGUGCUUUCACCAUGACCGAGAUUGAGCUAAACUUCAUGUUCGAUGUGCUCUACACUAAAGCGCCCAUUCUGUACACCAAAGUCGGCCUGGUGGUCCACUUCUGUGGCUUCUUCUGCUUGGUGUCUGCCUUGUGUCUAUUCGCCAUCAUCUUCAAGGAUGCCUUCUUGAUCGAUAUGUAUGUCACCUAUACCUACGCAACACUGUUUGCAGUCGCAUCAUUUGAGCUUUACCAAAUCAUGGUACUGCCUUUUUCGGAUUGGGCAGUGGUGAAGAUGAGUAUGGCCCUUAAGGUGUCGCUUGUCCGAAGGCUCCUCCCUUGUCUGGCCCAUUGGUGCAUGAAGCAGAAAAGAUGGUCGAGGUCGAUGGGGCAGUUCAAUUUGUUAGACCCCAACCUCUUAAACAAAGAAUGUCCGAAGCCCAUUGCCACGGUACUUGAUUGUUUUGACAAAAGGAAGAUCUUCAGGAGGCAUCCGUUUUGCUCCCGCCAGGCCAUCCCCUCGUGCCUCAAGGUGCUGGUAGUUCAAAAGAUAGCGGAGCUAGAGAAGAAAAGACACCACCGGCCCUUCAAAGAAAGAGGUGAGUGGACGCUUGAGACUCACAACAUCCUGGAGAAACAAGGACUGAGCAGUAGCAUUGAGAUGACAUUUGAUAGGAGCAUCAUUAUCUGGCACAUUGCGACGGAAUUCCUCCACACAUUGGAGAGCGAGAACUCCGCUGCUUGUAGAGGAAGCAAACUCCUAUCAAACUACAUGAUAUACCUCCUGGCUCAGCAUCCUUAUAUGUUGUCCCUCAACACUGCUGACAUCACGCUGGAGUACGCUCUUUGCACUCUGAGGCCUUUCUUUAGAUACCGAGACUAUAAAGAAGCAAUUAGCACACUGUCGUCGCCAGAUGGAGAGGUGCCACCCCCGGUCAAACCAAGUAAGGAGACAAGGAUCACUCGUGACUGGCACAUGCUGUCGGAGGUGCAGAAGCUUGUGGUCGACCUGAGGACGAUGGACAACAAGUGGGAGCGGAUUAGCAGCAUUUGGGUGGAGAUGCUGUGUUAUGGAGCAUACAACUGCCAAGUGUAUCACCAUGACUAUCUACUGAGAAGAGGAGGUGAGCUCAUCACUCAUGUGUGGCUCCUCUUGGCUCACAAGACCAACAAGUACCAUUCGAGCAUUGACGAGCUUUCUGAAGAUACCGCCAACACCACGGCCUUGGCCUCAGCCACCCCCUCGGGAAAAGGUCAUUCUAGUUUCAUCCGGAGGGUUUUUCUGGGGAAGAGAGAUACUAAUAUAUUUGACAACCCAUAAAUGCCGCGGCCUCCUAACACGUAGUUGGGUUAUUUAUUUAUAUUAUAAUAUAUAAAUAUUAAAACACAGUUGGCCUUGUCAUAUGAUAUAAAAAUAAAAGAUCUUCAAUUCCAAUCUUCUUUUACUUUUAUUUGUAUCGGAAAUUUUAUUUUUUCCACCCAUGCUUUGGUAUUUGGCAAGAGUCUAGCCUAUGUUUGAGGUGGAAUAUUAGAAUAUCUAAGCAUUAAAUGCUUUGGAUUGAAUAGUUAGU
Molecule: messenger RNA, 2451 nt
Organism: Eucalyptus grandis
Lineage: Eukaryota; Viridiplantae; Streptophyta; Magnoliopsida; Myrtales; Myrtaceae
Exons: 2
Coding region: 171-2201 (676 amino acids)
Source: RefSeq, a predicted model, not a curated record